GUGGGGCCCGGGGAGGGCUCCUCUGGAGCCCCUUGCAAGGCCCCUUUGCAAGGCUGCCCGUGUGUCCUUACUCGUUACUUUGCUUUAUCAUAUACCUAGCUGUCUAGCCAUCCCUGUGUCCUUCCAUGCCUUGUGCACCCCCGCUGUAUGGCCCACUGCUCAUCCCAACCGAGUUGGGGUGUUGGGAGGCGGGGCGCUGCUAACUCGUCCCUCUCCAGGCCUGGGCAGUAGCAGAGUGUUGCUGGAAUGGCUCGGACUUUGGAGGCCAGGAAUCUUGAGCUGGAAUCCCCGCUGUGGCCUUUCUUUGCUGUGUGACUUUGGACGCCUCGCUGAAUCUCCACUUUGCUUCUUCCUUUGCAAAAGGAAAAUUUCAUUCAGCGAAUCGUUAAGACGCUCCAAAGAUGCCACGCUAGGCGCUUUGAUGAGCACAUUGGCUCCACGUGAGAAAAGACCCCUGUCCUCUUGGAGGUUGCUUUCAGGGGGGAAAUAGGCAAUGCACGGAUUUUUUUAAAGUGAUAACUCAGACAGCGGUAACUGCAGCGAAGAAAGUAAGGUUGGAAUCACCUUUAGCCAAGGCCAAGUUUUGCAACAAGCCUUUGUUCCUCUGCCCAGAUGUCCAAGAUAACAUCCACUAUGGUCUCCAAGGACAUGAUUUACAACGAGAACAUCCUGGAGUCCACGGAUAAUAGUUCUACUUCAGUCAUUGAAGAAAAAAAGGAAAAACGCAGGAACACAGUGCCCGAGAUUGUUCCUGACCAUGCGGCUAAUCCUUUCCACAUGUCUGGAGACGUGGAUUUCUUCUUGCUCAGAGAUCAGGAGCGGAAUAAGUCUCGCCUAGAGCGGGAGCAGAAGAAGACGCUGCGGAUGCACCAAAAGAUGACCUACGCGUCCAAAGUGUUGGCCAAGCACACCAGCCUGCGUCGCGAGCUGCAGCUGGAGGACGAGAUGCAGGACCAGGAGGUGCGCGCCGAGGCGGAGCGGCUAAGCGCCUUCCACGACAACACAGCGUGGAAGCUCUCCAUGACCAAAGAAAAGAAGAUGGAAUCUGAUAACCUGAACAACUACAUCAACCAGAAGCGCCAGAUGUUCCGCAUCCAGUACGCCCUGGACAUGAAGCAGCAGGAGAUCCAGCGGCUGGAGCUGCUGGUGACCAAGGAGGAGGCAGAGCUGGAGCGGGCAGAAAGGUCCCUGGAGAAUGACGCCGCCCUGUUUGAGGAGUUCCUCCGGGAGAAUGAUCGGAGCUCGGUGCAGGCCCUGAAAGCGGCUGAGAAGGAGACCAAAGCAAAGGUGGAGAAGAUCUUGGAAAUCCGGGACCUGACCACCCAGAUCAUGAACAUCAAAAGCGAGAUCUCCAAAUUUGAAGACACUUUGCAGCAUUACAAGGCCUACAAGGACUUCCUGUACAAGCUGUCGCCCAAGGAGUGGUUGGAAGAGAGGGAGGAGAAGCGUUUGGCUCUCAAAAAGGCCAAGGAGGUCACUGAGCCCCCCAUAGAGAACACUUUACACUCCACGAUCCAGGACAAAGGACCAGGGACCAAGGGCAAGACAGGCUCCAGAGAGGGGCAGGGCCCAAAGAAGUCCUGGAAGUUCCUGCAGGUGGCGCAGCUGGGGCAGAUCUCGUCCAACACCCUGAACCUCCAGCAUAGAAGCCAGGCCAGUGUGUAUAGUGGGCUGAACGCCAAAGGGUCAGACUCUACCACCACUAUGACUGAGGACUCAGGCAGCGACGGGGAGGAGCUGGACCUAUACUUCACGGAGCCCCAGCAGCUCCUGGACAUCUUCACGAAGCUAGAGGAGCAGAACCUGUCACUCAUCCAGAACACGCAGGAGAUGGAGGAGACCCUGGAGGAUCUGAACUGCACCCUGAAAAACACCCAGAUCCGCAUGGACAGGGAAGUCAACCAGCUGAAGCAGUGGGUCAACACGCUGAUGACGUCCAUCGCCAAGGAAGAGGAGACAGUGGCCGAGCUGCAGCUCAAAGCUCGAGUGUUCCACUUCGGCGAGUACAAGGGCGCUCAGGAGGACAAGCUUCUGGAAAGCCUGAACCGCAAGGUGCUGGACGUGUACCGGCACUGCAUCGGCACCCAGCAGGAGUCCAACCUGGGCACUGUGCAGAUGCUCACCAUCAUCGAGCACUACCUGAACGAGCUGCUCGAACACCUAGAGCAUGUACCCCAGGUCAAGAUCGAGCAGGCUGAGAAGGCCAAGGAGAAGGAGCGCCGCAUGAGACUCCGAGAAGAGAAGGUGCUGAUGCAGAAGCAGCUGCAGGAGGAGCGUCUGCAGCGGGCCCAGGCUCGGGCCCAGGCGGAGAUCAAGAAGAAGAGAGGCAGGAGGCUGGUGUGUCGCUCCCAGCUCCCAGUCCUGAAAAUAAAGGUGGAGCCUGAGCACGUGCUGAUGGACAAGGACAAGGAGGAGCAGCUGCUGUUCUUCACCUAGCCCUCUGGAGCUGGCCGGCCCCUCUGCCCACAGCACGGCAAUGGCAGCAGCAGGAAGCCCAGGCAGGGCAGGGCAGGGCAGGGCGGUGGGCUGGACGCGGCUGGCGCAGGAUCGCCGUGCCCCCACCCCCCCCCCCCCCCCCCGCCCCGUGGCCUCCCGCUGUGUUCCCUUACCUGUGUGAAAUAAACUCUCCCUCUCUGGUGUCUUGAUGGCCUGUUGCAGGAGGCAGGUUGCUUUCCACCUCCAUGCCCUGCCCUUUAAUCCCUGACCCCUGAACAAAUGCUCGAGGGAAGGAGCCCCUGCUGCCCUCAUCCAAGGUGGCUGCUUUGAGAAACAAGGGCCAGUUCCACACAGAGGUGUGAUGGGGGACUAGCCCCAACGCAGAGACAAGAAAAGGAGGCAGCGGGCUGAGCAGACGAAAGGGUUAUUACUCCUGACUGAAGGAAAAACAGGACCUCGACGCUAUGCACACAGUUCUGUGAAUGAAGCCAGGGGACAUCUCCAGUGCGUGAUUAUACAAAAACUUUUAUUCAUUUGUACUAGAAAUUGGGCCCGUUGCCACCAGGGAACCUAGUGCCCAGAAAACUGACGGCCAGUACCAAUCACUUCACAGUGGUGGACAUUCACAGGGGGACGUUCCGGGGAAAGGCCCAGCGACACACCCCUGAGAUAACAUUCCUGUGGCCCGCCCCCUCCUCCCAUCAGAAGGACAGCACAGUGUGAUCAAUAGGCCACUUUGCCCCCAAGGCCACCCUGGCAGGCGGGCUGGCUCCUCGUAGAGAGAAGGGACUUCUGGGCGACCUGGAGGCCAAGGUGCCAGAUGGACACAAAACUUUAGUCUGUGCCGCAGCACAGAGUUCUGUGGGUAAAGACCAUUCAUAAAUGGGGCCCAAGUUCCUUUGGAGGGAGCAGCAGCCUGGACAGACAGCACCUCAGAGCAGGACAGAGAGAGGACUCACAA
Leopardus geoffroyi (Geoffroy's cat) is the source of this 3397-nucleotide messenger RNA. It is a transcript of the gene CFAP100, whose product is annotated as cilia and flagella associated protein 100. Gene Ontology annotation, cellular component: ciliary basal body. Lineage: Eukaryota; Metazoa; Chordata; Mammalia; Carnivora; Felidae. The record is from RefSeq and is a predicted model, not a curated record. The coding region runs from base 613 to 2436 and encodes 607 amino acids. The transcript has 17 exons.